AAAGCAAGAGCAACAAAACUAACCGCGAAUGCGAUUGCCAAGAGGGUUAAUACACCAAGAACAGGUGGCAAAGUACCUAGACAGCUCUUUAAUCCGAAUACCGCUUUUGUACAGUCUGGUGGAAAGAAGCAAAAGAAGCAGCCCGUGGCGCCCCGUCGUGGACGUAGACGCAAUCUAGCUAUCAAUGAGAUCAGGCGAUACCAGAGAUCGGCAGACCUCCUUAUUCCAAAGAAAUCUUUCCAGAGAUUGGUAAGAAAGAUCGUCAGUGAGCACGCGACUGACCUUCGUAUUCAAGCAUCAGCAAUGGCAGCACUACAAACAGCAUCAGAAGCAUAUCUCGUUUCGUUUUUUGAAGACAUUAAUUGCUGUGCUAUCCAUGCGAAGAGGGUCACCGUUCAGUCAAAGGACAUUAAACUUGCAUUGAUGAUUAGG
This is a messenger RNA of Acytostelium subglobosum LB1, 432 nucleotides long. RefSeq lists its product as hypothetical. The transcript is spliced from 2 exons. Gene Ontology annotation, cellular component: nucleosome. NCBI's taxonomy places the organism in Eukaryota, Evosea, Eumycetozoa, Acytosteliales, Acytosteliaceae. The record is from RefSeq and is a predicted model, not a curated record. The annotation marks the transcript as partial. Gene Ontology annotation, molecular function: structural constituent of chromatin; protein heterodimerization activity; DNA binding.